Stylophora pistillata is the source of this 1016-nucleotide messenger RNA. RefSeq lists its product as uncharacterized. NCBI's taxonomy places the organism in Eukaryota, Metazoa, Cnidaria, Anthozoa, Scleractinia, Pocilloporidae. The record is from RefSeq and is a predicted model, not a curated record.
CAGUUGUGUACAAUUGUCUGUCUUUGGUUUAUGACCAACUUACGAGUGCGAAUAAGAUUAUUUCAUCAGUGAAAUACGGAAAAUGUCAGCCACACAAAGUGAGUUUGAGGAUUCAGGAGAGAUGAGCGACUGUGAGUUAAAAUUUCUACAGUCUCUUUUUGGCGUUCUCCAUGAACAUCAAAAGGUUUUGCCAGCGUUACCAGAAAUGUGCAAAAGGUUAAUAACCGCGCAAACAAAUAUGCCAAAGGAGCCUCAUGACAAUGGUAAUUUUGACUUAUUCAGGGAAUAUGAGAAAGACAUUCUCGCGAAAAGAAAAUAUGGAGAUUUGGUUAAUUUAAAGGACCAACUGGCGGAAAAAGAAGAAAGAAUUGCUAUCCUGAAAGAUGAAAUGAAGAAAGAAAAGGAGAGUUUGGAAAAAAUGCUUUCUGACAAAGAUAAACAUUUUAACCGUAUGUACGAGCAUUGCAAAACCCAAGAGCAGAAUCACAGAUUAAGUAACGACAAGUACAUAGCAGAGCUCAGAGCCAAGGAGGAAGAACUCAAACAGUAUCGGGAAAGAAUAGCUCGGCUUGAAGGUUCACUAAACUCGAAGGAAUCAAUGCUGACUACGACAAGGUAAGAAGUAUCACCCUUUGUCAGAGUUGGUCAAAAUAUAAACCGCAACAAUUAAUAACGAGAAAGUGAAAAAAAUAACUUAUUGCUUUUACAUAGAAGGAAAAUCGUGUCAGAAUUAUCUUGUUCCCUAUUCUCUUACUAGUGGAAUCGCAUAAUUGAAUAAAAUCUCGCAUUCUGAUUGGUUAACGAAGCGAAGCAUUUGGCGUGGAAUUGCAAUUAUCGCUUCACGUUUCGUGCGAUUCGGUUUUCGUAUUCAAUUAAACGCGGAAUUCCCUCGUCAGGUAAUACAUUUUCCUAUAAAACUCACAUCAGGCGAAUUAUUUCAGGCCAUUUAUUUAAUGAGGCAUAAAGAUUUAAAUAAACAAUUAAAACUGACAACAAAUAUAUAUGAAAUACACAUA